UACGGUUUGAACCGCGAUGUUACCUAACGGUUCUACUGAUACGUCCGUUGAUAACGUUUGCUUUAGUCAACUUUCAUCGUCUGCUCCACUGCCUACUACUACGACAACACUACAGUUAGCACUUUUUAUCAUCACGACGACGACAAUAAUAUAAUAUGAUAUUGUUAUUGUGGAUUAGUGACUAAUGUUAGUUGUUAGCCCCGUUAUUUUGUUUUGUGAUUAACAAUUAUUGUGUGCAUUUCGCAGUUGAUCGCUUCUCGCUGCGGAAAUUAUAUUCUUCAAUUUCAGAAAUUUACUACCUAUUACCACGACAACAAGGAAUGGUAUGAUGCUCGACCAAGAAAAUCAGCCUAAUCUUCCAAAUGGAACAGAAUCAUCAAACAGUUCAUUUCAAGACAAGACAGUCAUAAAAAAUGAUGGUUCAGACAAUAUUUUCAGUAGCCAUGAAGAAUAUUUAGGUGAUGUGUCAUUGGGUGGUUUUAACGUUUCUCAGCUCACAAACAAAUUAGAACGUCUGGCUUUAGCUACUCCACAAGUGUCAAGGAUCAGGCCUGAUAGUAUAGUGAUUGAAGAAGAUUUUGAUCUAAAAGAACGUCCAGAUUCAGCCGAUUCAGAUAGCGAUUCUGUUGAAAACCAACAGUUGGAUAGUUUAGACUUUUCAUCAACUAUAUGCAACGAAGACAUUAAUGACUCGGGCAGUAAUAUUGAAUCAAUACAUGAAAAUUUAACAUCAGUGAACUUGGAUUUAGUUAGCUCUGAUUUUGAAGAUUCUUCUCAUAAUUUAACUCCACAUUCUUUCUCAAACAAAUCAUCAGAAGACAUAUCACAUCAAUUAAAUCCAGACUUGAACAAUUCUGCACAGAAACUAAAUAUUUUGCUAAUGGAUGGUUUAGAAUCAGAAACAAAAUUCCAGUCAAAUAUUUUUGAUACUGAAAUCAAAAAUUCUAGUGAAGCAGGACCUGUGAUAGCUGAAGGUUUCAAUUCAUCUGCUGGGUAUAAUUUUGAUAAUCUAGAAGCCCUUGAAUCUGUGAGAUCGUUAAAUGAAGAGGAUAUUAGAAGGUUAACUAUUUCCAGAAAAUCUUUAUAUGUAGCGUUUGACCCUAUUGUUAAAAAAUCUAAUGAGGCAUCUAAUGCUCGGAAAGAAGCAAUUGAAAAUGUGCUAGUCCCAGAUAAAACAUUAUUGUCUAGUUCUCCACAAUCUAGUGGUUCUAACAAAUCUCUGAACAUUUCAGACAGCAAAAUGAAUCAGUCUAUUACCAAAGAUGAUAAAAUCAGUAACAGUUCCAAUUCCAAACCUAAUGACAGAGACAAAUUUUACCAAGAUAAAAUAGAAAAGUUGGAAUGUGAAAUCAAAAACCUAAAGAAUGAAUGUAUUGCUGACAAAGAAAAAAUUAAAAACUUGACCAACUCAUUGAUAUCAGUAACUAAAAGCAAAGAUCAAUUAAGUACUGUGAUUGGAGAGUAUGAAAAAACUAUUUCUGAUAUGGUCUCUAAAAAAGAAGAUGUUCAUAAAGAAUAUGAAGCGCGUAUUGCGUAUAUUGAAGAAGAAAGAGCAAAAAUGGAACGUCACCUACAAAAUUCAGAAAUGGCAUUCAAUGAUGUUCACGAAAAAUAUAAUUCCUCAAAGCAAGUAAUAGAAGCAAUGAAAGAAAAUGAAACAAAAUAUAAAAACUGUAUUAAAGAAUUUGAAGAAUCUCUCAAAAAGUAUGAAGACAAAUACAUGAGGUUAAAAAUACAUGCCACUGAACAAAUGAAUAAAGCCACUGAAGAAAUAAAUGAUAAGGAGAGAUCAUUUGAGGCAGAAACUUCAAAAAUGAGAAUAAUGAACAAACGCUUGGAGGUGAAAGUCAGGUCAUUACAAGAGUCAUUAGAUAGGAAAGACGUGGAAAACGCUGAGCUAACUAAUCUUUGUGAUGAACUCAUAGGCAAACUAGAUAGAAACUGAAAUACCUUAGUUGCAUCCAUAUACAUUUUUUUUAGAUCUAUUUAUCUUAAUAUGUACAUUUAAUAUUACUUGAAUUAUUAUAUACUCACUAUGUUUUGUUAGUAAAAGUAAAAUACAUUUAUAUAUAACUAUACCAGCAAAGCAUAGAUCACAUACUAAACUAUUGAUUACAAUUAAUUAUAAUUUUACAUGUUAUGUACCUGUUAAAUUUAAAUUUCAAAUAUAUUAUUUAUUAUUAUUUCUUCUUCUUUUAACUAAUGAUUUUCGAGGUUGAAGAAUUUUCAUUUAUGUAUAGAAUAAUUUGUUUGGUAACAAUCUAUCAAUUUAAUUUGGACAUAUGCAGUGGAUUUUGUUUAUUUUAGUAUUAUUUGAACAAAAAACCAAAAAAUUUCAUUUUAUUAUUAUUCCUCUUUCAACAAUUAAAUUAUACGUUUUUUAGUUUUUGUUGUAAAAAAAGGUAAUCAUUGUAAUUUAUAGCUUAGCUAUAAAAUAUAAUUGGUAUAAAAAUUAAAAUAACUAAAAAUGGUUGUACGUUAUAUCUUUAAUAUCUCAAAUGUUUGUAAUUCUCUACCUAAAAAAUCAUAUAAAUUUUUUAAAUAUUUCAAAGUUGAGCUAUUUUAAUCAAUGUGUUUAUGUAUGUCAAGAAUCUUAAAAAUUAAUAUAUAUCAAUUUAAUUUUAACUUUGUUAAAUAUAAUAUGCUUUCUAAAUGUUGUAACCACUAACUUUGCAUUAAGUGUUACAUUCUCUAAUUAUUAUUAUUAUUAUUAUUAUUUGUUUUUUUCUAAUUUUACAACUAGCUAAUAAUUGUUUUUAACCUAUCUUUUUGUUAAGCAUCAUGUUUUUAACCCUUAUAUUAUUCCAUCCUAAUAUAAUAUGUAGUAAUUUUUAUUUUAAAAUUUAUCCAAGCAACAUUCUGCUGCGUUGUAUUUUUUGAGAAUUAAUUAAUACAAUACCAAUGCACAUGUUAGUUGUAAUUGUUUAAUUUUUUAACAUUGUACUUUGUAAAUAUAUCUAGGUAAAUAAAUGAUAAAAUAAUAUUGUAAACCAAG
Messenger RNA from Myzus persicae (green peach aphid), 2995 nucleotides. RefSeq names its product dentin sialophosphoprotein-like. The transcript has 12 exons. Bases 326 to 1945 code for a protein of 539 amino acids. The record is from RefSeq and is a predicted model, not a curated record. NCBI's taxonomy places the organism in Eukaryota, Metazoa, Arthropoda, Insecta, Hemiptera, Aphididae. Gene Ontology annotation, biological process: cell population proliferation; mitotic spindle organization. Gene Ontology annotation, cellular component: cytoplasm.